Messenger RNA from Thunnus maccoyii (southern bluefin tuna), 3502 nucleotides. It is a transcript of the gene dzank1, whose product is annotated as double zinc ribbon and ankyrin repeat domains 1. Gene Ontology annotation, molecular function: protein binding. The record is from RefSeq and is a predicted model, not a curated record. Bases 612 to 2873 code for a protein of 753 amino acids. The transcript is spliced from 21 exons. NCBI's taxonomy places the organism in Eukaryota, Metazoa, Chordata, Actinopteri, Scombriformes, Scombridae. Gene Ontology annotation, biological process: eye photoreceptor cell development.
GCCUAGAGGGUUAAUUUUCAUCCUUUGUCCUCCUAAAAUUAGAAUAAAAUGACAACUUGUAAAAUUCAUAGUACGCAAAAUAAUAUUUAAAUUGCACUAAGACUAAAACAGUACACAUCCAGCUAUCAAACAAUACAAAACACAAUAUAAUUAAGAACAAUAGAUAUAUAUUUUUUUAAUCACAUAUAUAUAAACAUUUUCUUGGAAUUACGGUUAAUACCAUGAAGUGAUAACAAAUUGCUAGUAAAACUUCUUUUCUACAUUCUCUUGACAUUACUUUUUACGGGUUUUUUGCAUUGAUAUUACCAAUUUGUGUUUUAAAGCUUUGGAUAGAUAGAUAGAUAGAUAGAUAGAUAGAUAGAUAGAUAGAUAGAUAGAUAGAUAGAUAGAUAGAUAGAGCUCUCCACAGUUUUAAUCGUCCCUCCCUCCUCCGUCACUUAGUGCGUAUGAAACGAGCGCUCCACCGGGCAGCCCUCGUUGCUAUGGUGACGCUUGUGUAAACGGCUGCUGGAUCCGGAUCAACCAAACUGUCCUGUUUCAUCCAAAAAACAGAUAUUGAUCUGAUUGACUGACUGACUGAUCGAUUGAUUGAAAGCCGGAUAGUCGUCGUCAUGACAGCAGGAUCGGUGGCGGCUCCGCUCAUCAUUCCCAUCAUCCACCUGCAGACACACAGAGCCAAGAACCACAUCGACACCAGCACACCUGUCUCCAUCCAGUCAGACACUCCUGCAGUGCUGAUCUUCUACACUCUGGAUGGGUCGAAGCCGGCGGCCAUACAACGGGGGUCAGCGGGCAGCAGCAGGAAGUACAGCGAGCCGAUCCUGCUGCCCGCUGGUCGGGUGGCUGUCAGAGCUCUGGCUGUCACCAGUGACGGCAGAGAAAGCUCCACAGUGACGAAGGUUUUCUUUGUUGAACUUGUGGAUUCAAACAGCAGGAAGGAGGAUGAGGAGAACUUCCUGCAGAGCGACCAGCAGCGUCCGUCUGAAGGAACUUGGUGGUCUGCUGAGAACUCUGCCGGUUCGUCACUGAGGCCUCCAGAGCCGAGGAUGAUGGGAACCACCUCUCCUCCAUCAGGUCCUCGUUUCCUGAAGAGUCGACUGGGAUCUCCGACCGCCGCCGCCACCCAAACUGGUUCCUCUCAAUGCUCCCAGUCAGCGAGUUUGGGCGUAUCGAAGCAGCUGAGCAGCACGCAGACGACCCGAAUCCAAAGAGAGACCGACUUCCUGCGGUGUGCUCAGUGUUUGAGUCUUCGUCCUUCGGAUCCUUUGGCUCGGUUCUGUGCUCAGUGUGGCGCUGUGGUUCCUCCGUUACCUGAACAGAGACUGCCCCCUGCUGAGGGAGGACAGAUGUUGCGCUGCUUGUUCUGUCACACUGUGGUUCCUGUGAACACUGAGACCUGUUUGAUCUGUGAAGCUUCCAUCCAUCAACAGCUACAACCACAGUCCAGCCUUCGACUGCAGGAUCAUAUUGUUUGUGUUUGCUGCGGAAGCGGAAAUCCAGCUCACAUCUCCAGCUGUUUGACCUGCGAGAGCCACCUGCAGCCGGCGGUGUGUGUCGGUAACGGCGCCCCCUCUGUCCCGUCAGCAGACAGCAGGAUGUUGUCGUGCUCCAGAUGUAAACGUAUAAACCACAGCGACGCCAGAUACUGCGACUGGUGCGGCUCCAAGCCCGGCCAUGCAGCCAGCUGUGUCAUGUGUUGGCGGUGUGGAGCGAGCGGACACCCGUAUGCCUUCUACUGCGCUGCCUGUGGCGUCUUCCUGGAAGCACCGGCCCCGACCACAUCCUCUCAGGUACACUGCAGCAACACUACCCAGCCCACAGGGGGCGCCACCACCAACCAGGCUUCAACCUCGAUUUCCCAUGAUGCCACCUGGAAGGCCAUGCCCUCAUCUGGCGCCGUGCCCGGUGUGCCGUUAGCCCCUCCCACUGCAGAGCAGUACACACAGACUGUAGGACUCUAUUACCCAUCAGCCACCAAGCUCCACAGGAAGGAGCAGCAGAGGGCGCUACAACUCAGCAGGCAGCAGGUGUCCAGAGACCGCCAUCCACUGCUGACCGCCAUCAGCCCAGGCCGAGGUUACUGGAGGAAGCAGCUGGAUCAUGUGUGUGCUCACCUGAGGAGCUACGCCCAGAACAACGCCCCCUUCAGGGCUCUGCUGGGAGAGCCCCGCCUGGGCCGGAUGGUUUCUGCUGUGAUUCAGGAAGAUCGCUACGAAGUCAGUCUGACUGUCAGCUUCGUGUCGGCUGGACAGGAAGAAAAACAGGUGGGUCCUGAACAGGUCGGACCAGCAGGUGACAGCGUUUUACUUGCUGGUCGGUCUGAGACUCUGAGCAGCGUCACAGAGCGAUCUGCCAACAGCAGCAGCCUCAGAAAUGAUCUGACAGCUCUGAUGAAACCCCUCAAACUGAACCCAGCGCCCAAACCUCCGGUGAAGGACAGUCAGCUGCUGAGGGAGCUGGGUCCAGGUCGAGGUCAGAUCAGCGUCGUCCAGCUGCUCCUGGAUCAGGGGGCGGAUCCCUCCUGCUGCGGGAGCGACGGCCGACACGCGCUGGCGGUUGCCGUGGUGAAUGGUCACCAUGAUGUCCUUCCUGUUCUGGUGCAGCAAGGCGCCGACAUCAACCAGCAGUCCGGACAGAUGAAGAACACUGCUCUGCAUGAGGCUGCAGCUCUGGGCUCUGAAGGCCUGCAGUGUGCGGAGGUCCUGCUCAGCUGUAAGGCCGGCCUGAGGCACAGGAAUGCCGCUGGUCAGACGGCGUAUGACGUGGCGGUGAGCUCCGGCUGUAACGUCAUGGUGUCCAUGCUCGCCGCCCGGACAGGAUGUGACAUACUGGGCAAACUGGGAAAACCAAAACUGAACCUGGAUGUUUUCUGACUGAAACAGACUUCACUUUUAUUGGAAGCAUUAUGACGUCACUACCGACCAAACUGAGCACCUGUACCUGCAAACAGGAGCAAAAUAUAAAGAUGUUUUUGUAUGUAAAUCUACAAUAAACAGGCAGCUGUUAAACAGAUUACAUAUAAUAGUUAAAUUGUUUGUUUAAAGGAACAUUUCAUAGAUAGUUUUAUUUUAUUCACUAUGAUCUGAUGUAGAUGUUUAGAACAGGAAUGUGAGAAACAUCACUUGUUACAGUUUUAAUAUUAUAAGUUAUAGUAACAUUAAAUAUGUUUACUGCUGUUAUUGUGGUCUAAAUGUAAAACACAAAUCCACCAUGGUAAUACUGUAUGUAAAUACAUGCUAACCCUGUGUUAGUCUGCAGAAACAAACAGCUGAUUCUAUUGAUUAGUUAAUGAACUUGAGAGGAAAUUAUCUCAUGUUGCAACUUUGGUGAAAUGACGUCUGUCCUGCUGUCAGACUGAAGUUUAGAGUCAGAUAUAUUUUUUUAAUUUUUAGACAUGUAUUCUGCAAACUUGUGUAUGAAACAGGUGACAGUCUGUACAGUGUUUCUUCAGAUCUUGUUCUUGUUCUGUGUAGCGUUGAUAAAAAUAAACUAAUAUUUAAUA